Messenger RNA from Manduca sexta (tobacco hornworm), 2110 nucleotides. Its product is annotated as oocyte zinc finger protein XlCOF6-like. The transcript has 9 exons. Bases 282 to 2087 code for a protein of 601 amino acids. Gene Ontology annotation, molecular function: zinc ion binding; DNA-binding transcription factor activity, RNA polymerase II-specific; RNA polymerase II transcription regulatory region sequence-specific DNA binding. Gene Ontology annotation, cellular component: nucleus. The record is from RefSeq and is a predicted model, not a curated record. Lineage: Eukaryota; Metazoa; Arthropoda; Insecta; Lepidoptera; Sphingidae. Gene Ontology annotation, biological process: regulation of transcription by RNA polymerase II.
ACUUAAUAUGACUAUUGCCGGUUAAAAGAUUGUGUAAGGUUGUCUAAAACGUCGAUUUUUUUUUCUAAUAUGACCUUAAAAAAUUGAUCGCCAAAUUUAGCCAAACAUUGAUAUAAUUACAUAAAACGUCGUGAGAAAAACAUUAUUUUCGUGAUUUGAAGUUUUGAAUUAAUUUAUUGGGCUUUGGCAAAUAAGAAUUAGUAACACUGUAGUUAACUGUCAAACAUUAAUUUUAUUUAUCAACAAACCGUGUUUUAUUUUAUUAUUCCGUUUUACAUAAAAUGUGCGACAUCAAAGGUAAUAAUACGAAUAAAUACGAUAUAUUAUGUCAUGUCUGUCUCAGUUCUAACAGAAAACUCUCUGUACUGGGCGAAUUCGAUGGUUUAUUUCGAAAAAUAUGCAAUUAUCCGCUUGAAACGCCUAACAUCUACUUAUGCUGGGAAUGCAUAGCUAUGCUUAAAAAAAUGCAGAUAUUUCAAGCAAAAGUUGUUGAAGCACAGAGAUUAUUACGUUUACAUUGUGCUGAAAUACAGUGUAUUCAAACAAAAUCAUUGUCAAACUUAAGAAUAUGCCCCAGAAACCAAAUAAUAGACAUAAUAUAUGAUGAAACAUUGAAGACAGAACUGAAAACAUAUGAAGAAGAAAAAAUAAAAUUAUAUGGAGAAGAAAAAAUACUCAGAGAAUAUAAAAUAAAUGUGAUUGGAGAAGAAAUAGAUUUAAAACAUACAGAAAUACAAAACAUAUUUGAAGAUAAAAUAAAUGUGAAUGGACAAGAAAUAGAUUCAAAACAUACAGAAAUAGAAAAAAUACUUGGAGAAGGUAAAAUAAAUGCGAAUGGAGAAGAAAUAGAUUUAGAACAUACAGAAAUUAAAGAGGAAGUUGAAGAAUACAUUGAUUCUGAUUAUUGUGACGAGGAUAUAAAGCAAGAUUUUUUACAACUAAUAAAACAAGAGACCGAAUUAAAAAACGAAAAGAAAACAAAAUCAAGAUUAUACAAAUACGUUUUUGAUAUAAAAGAUGGGGAGUUUGUUAAGAAAUUCAAUGCUGAUUAUGAAAACAUAAAAUGUUGGUGGCAAAGAGAUAGGGAAAGUGAUAUAUUGAAAAAAAUAAAGUUUAAAUGUAUGAAGUGUUUGUGUGUUUGGAAAUCCAAGACACCAUUCAUGAAACAUCAAAGGAAAUUUCAUAGUGCAACCUCCGGCCCAUACUUCUGCGAUAUAUGUUCAUCUCGAUUCAAAACCAAACAGUCAAUAUUGCACCAUGUGAAGAAACACAGAGUCGCAUUGGAGUGCAUCGCUUGUGAGUUCAAAUGCUCCUCUCCUGACGUCAUGAAGGUACAUUUGAGAAGCCAUAAGAGUGCGGUACAAUGUUUGACUUGCGAUUUAACACUACAAGACAUUAAAACAUUUCGUAUGCAUUACAAGGCGACGCACGCUUCGUUUGUAUGCGACCACUGCGGGAAGCGAUGUUUCAGUAAACACACACUGGAGAAGCACAUGAGGCACACCCACAACUUCGACAAUUUCGAAUGUAAAGACUGCAAGAAGAGGUUCAAGAACUCGCGGAGUCUCGGUAAACACGCGCGCAUGCAGCACGUGGCGCCGACGAGCACCGAGCUCGCCUACUGCGUGCCGUGCGACAAACAGUUCACCACGCGAGGGCUGUAUUAUCAACACCUGAGCAGAAGCAGCAAGCACGCCGCUGAACGGACUGUUAAUUCCAGCAAGCCGAAAGUACAGUGUCCAGAAUGCAGCAACGUAUACUCGCGCAAGGUCUACAUGAUGAAUCAUUACAGGCAUGUUCAUGUGAAGAGAACAAAUUAUUACUGUUCGAUUUGUGACAAGUAUUUCCUGAACAACACUAGGUAUAAAGGCCAUAUGAGGUCUAAUCACGAAGGUGGUACUAAAGUGAAGAACAAAUUGUGUACAGUUUGUGGAAAGGGGUUUACGGAGAACAGAAUUCUGAUCCACCACAUGCGGACGCAUUCCGGCGAGCGGCCGUACGAAUGCUCGCACUGCAGCAGCCGGUUCGCGCAGAAGUACGCGAUGCAAAAGCACGAGAAGACCAUACACGGGGGAAAAAAGAGCUAACGAGUAAUAAAUAUACUGAUUUA